Messenger RNA from Cavia porcellus (domestic guinea pig), 4389 nucleotides. RefSeq names its product xyloside xylosyltransferase 1 (gene Xxylt1). The transcript is spliced from 5 exons. Gene Ontology annotation, biological process: protein O-linked glycosylation via N-acetylgalactosamine. Gene Ontology annotation, cellular component: endoplasmic reticulum membrane. Gene Ontology annotation, molecular function: xylosyl alpha-1,3-xylosyltransferase activity. The record is from RefSeq and is a predicted model, not a curated record. The coding region runs from base 86 to 1087 and encodes 333 amino acids. NCBI's taxonomy places the organism in Eukaryota, Metazoa, Chordata, Mammalia, Rodentia, Caviidae.
CCUCGCGGCUCCGCCCCUGCCAUGGCCGCCGCGGCCGUGGGCCUGGGUGCCACCGGGCGCCGCUUCGCUUGGGUCCCCUUGGCGCAUGGGCCUCCUGCGGCGCGCGCCCGCGUGCGCCCGGACCAUGGCACGCCUGGGCGCCGUGCGUUCCCACCACUGCGCGUUGCUGCUGGCCGCGGCGCUUGCCGUCUGUGCCUUCUACUAUCUCGGCUCUGGCCGUGAGACUUUCUCCAGCGCCACCAAGAGGCUGAAGGAGGCCCGCGCUGGCGCCCCUGCCUUGCCCUCGCCUCCCUCGCUGGACCUGGCGCGGGGGUCGGUGGCCCCGGCCCCAGGAGCCAAGGCCAAGAGCCUGGAGGGCGACGUGCCGGGGCCGGUGGACUAUCACCUGCUGAUGAUGUUCACCAAGGCGGAGCACAAUGCCGCGCUGCAGGCCAAGGCCCGCGUCGCGCUCCGCUCGCUGCUGCGCCUCGCCAAGUUCGAGGUGCAUGAGGUGCUGAACCUGCACUUCGUGAGCGAGGAGGCCAGCCGCGAGGUGGCCAAGGCACUGCUGCGGGAGCUCCUUCCGCCCGCCGCGGGCUUCAAGUGCAAGGUCAUUUUCCAUGAUGUGGCUGUGCUGACCGACAAGCUCUUCCCUGUCGUGGAGGCCAUGCAGAAGCACUUCAGUGCUGGCUCAGGGACCUACUACAGCGACUCCAUCUUCUUCCUCUCUGUCGCCAUGCAUCAGAUCAUGCCCAAAGAGAUCCUGCAGAUCAUUCAGCUGGACCUUGACCUAAAGUAUAAGACCAACAUCCGGGAGUUGUUUGAAGAGUUUGACAAUUUCCUGCCAGGUGCUGUCAUCGGCAUAGCCAGAGAGAUGCAGCCUGUGUACAGGAGGGGACAGAAGUCCACAGAAGGGAACGGACACAUCCCAGGGCAGAGAUAUGGGGCAGCCCCAGGCUACCUUGUCCCUUCCCCGGAACCUCGCCUGUGUACCCCGUUCCUGCCCCAGGUGUGGAAGCAGCAACUCCAAAGAGGGCGGAACUCUGGGGAUGACGUGUUGACACCGUGGCAAAGCAGGAGACAGAGGCACCGGACACUCGUCUCAUAGACAGUGGACUUCACUGUGUCCCCUGGCCGUCUCCCCAGCCUUCUUUCUGCUGUGUGUCUAGGACAGCUGCUGUAACAAAGUGCCUUAAAGAAGGUAAACCCCCUCAUCAGGUCCUGUAUUUUUCCUUAAUUGUAUGUGAAGAACAUAUAUUAACAAAUGACACAUACGUAUGAAUCGAACAGAGCCUACUGUGCGUUCCUCCUUUAAGAAGUCCUUAUUUUUGAGGCCCUACCUCAGGUAUUGCAUGCAUGCAUGCGAAUGCAAUUUAUUGUAUUAUAUAUUUGUCCACUACGUAUGGGUGUGCACUAGAAUUGACCCUAGUACUGCAUGAGCCUCUGGAAAAAAUGUCAGUGUUUAAACAUAAGGAUUACAGACUAUAUCUGCUGUAAACCCAUAACCGGCCAUCAGGCUUUCCCAGAACUGAUCAGUUUUACUUUUCCCAUCUAUUUUGUUAUUUGGAUGAGCCCUCGCCUGCAGGACUUCACGAUUGCAUUCUUGGUGGGGGUUUGGGAAACACACAUAACGCCCUUCACUCCUUCUCCUCUUUCUCUCCCUGCACACCAUCUCCUGGCCCCCUGCCUGUCUUCAAAAGACCUGUCUCCCUGCUUCCUAUAAUCUUUUAUUUUAAGGAGGAAGAGUUUUAAAGACCAGAAAUUUCCUGCUUGCAGUUCCCACAGGCUGUAUCCGAAGCCCCAGCUCAAGGCACCGGCCACCAUUCGGCUGCGGCCUCAGGACGGGCCUUGGUCCCCAGUUACCAGGCGAGCUGUUGGAUCCUGAGCUGGCAGCUUGGUGAGGCAGCGCUUCUAUUUUCUGAAGCUGCCAGCUGGGGCGGGGGCACUUAGAGCAAUAGAUGACGGACACACCAGGCUGUGGAAUACGGUGAAACAGCUAACACAGCGGAUAGAGCUGGUGCUGCAAAAAGGGAAGAUUUCAAGAUGUUUCGUUAAGAGAAAAAGAAUUGCAGAAAAACACCUAUUUAUAUAAGAAGCGGGGUAACAGAUGUGCUGAACAUUUAAAUGAAAAAUUUCAUUAUAGUAGAAGAAACAUUGCUGUAAAAAAAAAAAAAAAAGAAAGAAAGAAACACUGCCAUUAACGCCCCUUAAAAUACUUCCCUUCUGAUACACUUCCUGCUUGUUCUUGUCACCUUCUGAAGCGAUGCUGGAAGCCCUCUGCUGUGAGUGUCUUUGUGAGGGACAUUAAGAAUCAUGGUCACUGUGCUGCUGAGCGCCCUCCGUCAGAAAGACGGCUCCUAAAAACAAGACGCCGUGUCCUUGAUGUAGGGGAACUAGACUGCCGGCCUACUAUGUCCAGUAAGAGUCAUGUUCUCUAAAAUCGAAGAAGGAAUUUUAGGAACAACGGAGGUUAAGAGCAGAGUGUAUUUACUGAGAGAAGAAAGCUUCUGUCUGAGAGAGACAGAAGGGGUCCCGAGACGGUUGUCAGGGACUCUUGUCUUUUCCAGUGACUUUUAUAGAGCAAAACCUUGGGUUCAAGGAGGGGGAAGACUGGGAACUCAGAAAGCAGGUGGGCAUAAGGUGGGACAAAACUAUAGUUAGCCAAUAAGAUCAAUAGUUCAGGUAAAAUUGAUUGCAUUAGGGACAAAUGGAAAAGCAAGUCACCUGGGAAGCUGGCAUUCUUAGAGCUGUGACCUUUUCCCUAGGGGGAUGGGAUAGUGACUCCAGGCUGAUAGAGAACUAAUUAGAAUAUCAGUCUUUAGGAUGUGGAUGCAUUUGUAUGACCUUUGUCUUGAGGCCUGGCCCACAGCAGGAGGUGUCUGCCUCCCUGCAGUUGUAAGGUAUCUGCUCUGGCUCCUUUGAGAACCCAUCCCUGUCUCACUGCCUAUGAUAUUUCUAACUAACUCGGUUGCCUGCAGUAUCUGCACCCACUUCAGCCACGGAUCUGGCACUGUGUGACUUCUGGCUCUUCCCCAGAACCAAAGAGACACCGAAAGGUCCACGUUUUGAACUGCUUUGGGAUGUAGAGGUGGCCGUGGCAGCAAAACUAAAGACACUCAGGAAAAAAGUCUUCCAGCACCACUGCAGGAAGUAGCAAGAACAUGGGGUAAAGUGCUCUGAGCCAGGUGGGAGGACUCUGAGAGGGGUCCAGGGCAAUGUCCUUCUGCUAGAAUACAUUUUUAAAAUUUAUACAUUUACCAAUCUUCCCAUCACACCUCAGAGCUGCACCUCUUUUGUGUGGAAUAUCAUCACCACUCACUGUGCAUUUGAUGUCUUUAUGUGUACAUGUAAUUACUCAUUACAAUUCUACAUAUUUUUUUUUUUCGUUUUUAUCGGUACCGGGGAUCGAACUCACGACUGCCUGCUUGCAAGGCAGGUGCUUAUGCCGCUGAGCUAAAUCCCCAGCCCCUACAAUUCCAUAUAUCUUUAUCAGUUUGUUUCUCAGUGAGGAAGUCAGAGAAGUAUACAAAAGAGGAUUUUAAUGUUUCAUUCAGUAUUGUUGUAGUCAGGGGUUGUGCAGAGAACAGUUAAAGUCAGGACAUGGAGUUUAUAAUAUUAUUUACGAUGGUCACCCAGAGUUAACACAAGAAAAUGCAGGAAAUCUGUCCAUAGCACCAAAGACAUAGAAUAUUUAGCCAAGGGCCUGGAUCCCACAGCCAUGUCCCACACGAGUCCAGAUGAAGACCCAGAACCCGAGUCAAUGCCUCCCACGAGUCCAUCUGGAGGUCCAGAGCCCACAACAAGGACUCACACCAGUCUCUUUUACAGCACAGAUCUGUGCUGGGAAGGCCCAAUGGUCAGUGGUGGAAGCCAGAAAGUCUAUGCCAGCAGGGUGAAGGAGCUGUGCUGAUAGAUUGAGGGUUCUAUGCUGGAGCCGAGAAGUCACACUCCCAACAAAGACCAGUCUGUCCUGAAAAGCACCACAGCCAUCCUCAGUGACAUGGAGGCCCCGAGCUCCUCUGACAACAAGCACUGUCAAGGACAUGCCAGGAAGCCAGCGUGACGAGUUCAUCCUGGAGACCAAGCAGCACACGUCUUCCCCUCUGGAGCCAGGAAGCAAUGCUUGAUGUGAGGACCAGAGCCUCUCCAGGAGAACCAACAGCUCAGACAGCAACUCGUGGGAACCCACAAGGCCUCCACGCCUCAACUCCUCCUUCUCCACAUCUCUAUUUAUACAAUUUUCCUCGGGUGGAACAUCUAUGCUCAGCAACAUGCUGAUUUAAUUCUGCUGGCGUUAAGUUGACCACCAGUUCUUAAUCUAUAACAAAUAUAUAUGUGAUAUAUAUAUUUAAAAAUUUUAGCAUGAUGUGUCCAUCUAUUACUUAUAUACAAUAAAAAUUUCUUCUUUAA